UCACCGUCAUUUGCACUUAACGGUAUAUGAAAGGCGCUGGGGAGGAGGAGGAGAGCAAAGCGCGAAGCUAAGUUUCCGGCCGUAGCCGAACCCAUAUCGCAGACGAUAUAUGCUUUCGAAAUAACGGACGUGCCGUCCAAAAUAGUAAACAUUGCAUGGUCCUCCGACAAUGCAUCGCCAACAAUGCUCAAAUGGGCUAGUGAGAUGACUGCAUUACUUCUGCACAUUGUUCUACCGAUUUUGGAUUACGAAGAACGAUAAUCAGUUGCUGUGACGUCAAUGCUUGUGGGCGGGUACGCCUUGCGCAAAGAGGAUUCGCAUCAUAGCACUGGCAUCAUGAACGAAUUUUCGGUCGGUUGAGUACGUCUUCUUGAUGGGGGCCUUCCGCGGUACACCCUGACUGAACCAUUUACAAGAGGGGAAGAACGCAAGCAAUGGGCGACCCGGUACUUCUAGUCACAGCCAACGUGGGGUCCAUCUUUGAAGAGCCUCACACACUUUUACCUGGAUGGAUCAAAGAAUUUCUUGGAAGGGUGCGUCAGUGUCAGCCAAGCUUCCUGGCUCUUCACUGCCAAGAGGUCGGGGGCAAGGACUACGCAAAGACCAUGACCCACGUGGCCGACUUUGUCAGCACGUUGAUGUCGAGUGAGGAACUGACGAACUAUUCAGCGGUGCGGGUGUUCUUAGAUGAAGAUUUCUCUUGCACGGAAAAAUUUACGGCUCUUGGAAACUUGUACUUCUUACACCAGUCACUGACUAAUGUACAGAUAUGGGACUUCCAAGAGUGCCGCUUUCAACCUGUGCUGGGUAAAGACGUGCAUUCGGGAAACAUUGAGAAAGUCGCGACCAAAGAAAAAGUAAAAUUCCCGCAAGAGUUUUUUCCAAAGCGUAAGCUGGCAAGAAAAGGGUUUAUGAGGACACGAUGGAAUCUACAUGGCACAACGUUUGAUCUCAUAAAUAUUCAUCUCUUUCACGAUGAGUCAAAUUUCAUUGCAAUGGAAUCUUUUCCAUCACAGUACACGAAAACCAGACAAGGUGCAUUGGAAUAUACACUCAACAGGUUACAGAACGACAAGUAUGACAAGGUCCCAUAUUUUAUAUUUGGAGACUUCAAUUUUCGACUCGACAUGCAAGCAGUUGUUGAGAAAAUCACCCGAAGCGCUCCUCCGGUUCAUGUGAAAAGUGCCAAAAACGGUGACGUGACAAAGGUUCUCUUCAGGCAUCCCAAAGAUGAAAAUAGGGUGGUGCUCACUGUCGAACGGAAAGUGUUCAGCCUAGAAGAUCACGAAGAAGCCUUCUAUCGUAAUGACGGGAAGUGGCUUCAAGAAUACGAUAAGGAACCGAAGCUCUUCAAGGACCGGCUGUUUGAGUUUGACAUAGAGUUUCCACCCAGUUACCCGUACAAGGAAGAGUCGAGCGAGGCACGGAGCUACAUGCGGACGCGUUGUCCCGCGUGGUGCGACCGGAUUCUGCUCAGCAAGUCUGCCAAAACCCUCGUGCUCAUGACUCCCGAUGAGACUGGAAAACCACCCGUUUCCUAUCAGAGUAUGGGGACAAAUGUUUGUAUGGGCGAUCACAAGCCAGUGUCCCUGUGGUUCCGGCUGAUCCAAGGGUCCAGCCAGGUCCACCCCGAGGAAGACCCCACCACCCGUUUCAUUCAGGUCAGGGUCCCCGGGUCUCCCGUUCGCAUCUUCAGAGAGACCACCGUCUGACUGCCAUCACCCCACCCCCCACUGCUAGCUUCCACGGGUAUCGACACACGUUGUGCAAAGGUCUGAUGGCCAUUCCAAGAACACGGACUGCAUUAGCUGUCACAUCACGUCACACAUCUCUAGCUGCAUCCACCUUUUUAAGUGAUUUUAGCGUUUAGCAUACACGUCACCGAGUCGGCACUGCGGUUGGCUACGCGAAAGUGCAUACACACGUGCAACAGUGGCUCGACGGCACACUUUUUAAUUCUGUACCUAUACCAGCGCAGUAACUUAUACGACCCGAAAUUUUUUCCUUUUGGCGUCUUCUUCUUAUUUU
Molecule: messenger RNA, 2028 nt
Organism: Ornithodoros turicata
Lineage: Eukaryota; Metazoa; Arthropoda; Arachnida; Ixodida; Argasidae
Gene: 5PtaseI
Product: inositol polyphosphate-5-phosphatase A-like
Exons: 16
Coding region: 435-1712 (425 amino acids)
Biological process (GO): phosphatidylinositol dephosphorylation
Molecular function (GO): inositol-polyphosphate 5-phosphatase activity
Source: RefSeq, a predicted model, not a curated record